AUGGAGGAACUAUCAGGGUGGCCUUAUAAUGAAAAACCUGGUAGAAGGGAGAGGUUUGGAGACAGAAGUGAUGUUUGCUACCUUGACCAAGGAAGAAAUCAUUAUGAAAAUGUUCCACGUGUAAGACCUAAUGUGCUUAGGACCCACUCUUGUAACUUUGAGAUAGUAGAUGAUAGGGUUCGAGAUGACAAGAGAUCUGAAAUCCGUAGGAUCUCUAAUUUGGAGUCCACUAAGAAUAGUAUAGGAAGCAAAUCAAUAGGUUCUCAAACAAACAGGAAAAAAUCCAAUCCUUCAAUAGUAGUGCGCCCUUUCAAAGAUGUUCUAGGGGAAACAUAUGAACCUCGUAGGUUGGUCAAGCCGGAUGAUAGUAUCUCAUCCAAAGGCCAGACAAGGGUAACGUCAAGUAGUUGUUCUGGAUCAGUUGGUGGGAAGCAAUCUCCACAAAUGAUAGUUAACUUGAUGGAUUUUGGUUUUGAACCAGAAACUGUUGGUCCACAAACACAAGAAGAAACUAAAUCAAGUGACGCUGACAAUGGAGCAUCCGGUUCAAGUAAUUUUGAAUCCCUAUUGUUUGCAUUCUCCGAUCCUCUUACUCCUGCAGAUACAACAUAUGCUUUACAUAAUGCUUGUGAUGAUACUGCUACUACUUCUAACGCAACCAACAUCACUGCCACCAAGUCUAUGCCCUGUUUCCAGAGUGCGAAUUGGGUUUCACCAGAUCUUCCAGCCAAAUCAAAUACCAUUUCCCGCCAAGAACUCCCAGAGGACCUUUUUUCUUCAAGCUAUAACUGGCAAGGAGUGAACACACAUAAUAAUUAUACAAUGCAUGUAGCAACUUCUUCCAAUUCAACCGAAUCAAGAAAUCCCUUUGACCUAGAUGAUGACGACAUAUUAGCCUAUAAUUCAAUGGUAUGUAAAAUUCUCAUUUCAUUGUGAUGAAGUGGUUAUUUUUUAUGCACCCAUACAAAAAUUUCUAAAGUCUUUGGAAACCGGAUAAGAGAAUUUUUUUUUGGGUGAAACUAUGAGAAAUUUUCAUCAUAAGGCCAUGCUCAGUGAGGUACUUAAGUUUAAAUAUCUAAGACAUCUGUGUUUCUGAAUUUGUGCUUAAAGAAAAAG
Molecule: messenger RNA, 1116 nt
Organism: Impatiens glandulifera
Lineage: Eukaryota; Viridiplantae; Streptophyta; Magnoliopsida; Ericales; Balsaminaceae
Exons: 5
Coding region: 1-936 (311 amino acids)
Molecular function (GO): GTPase activator activity
Source: RefSeq, a predicted model, not a curated record